UCGAACGAAACGCUGCCACCUGAGGAACGUGGUGGGCUUCGCGAUGCACCUCUACGCUUUUGGCUCAAACGGGUCGGGGCAGCUGGCGAUCGGGCACAUGGAAGAUGUCGACAGGCCCGCGAGGUGUCUUUUCGCGGGGGACGAAUGCCCUGUACCAGCCUCGGGUGACGGAGAUAGCCUCAGUCCCAUGCAUCUCGUCGCUGGCGGGAAUCACACUUUGAUUCGACUACCUUCUGGGAGAGUGUACGCUGCUGGCUGCAACCUGCAUGGCGAAUGUGCCACGCACACCACAACCCAGAAUCUCCUCCGCUUCCAGCGUGUGGUGAUCACCAAUGCCGAUGUCACUCUUGACAGAGAGAUCUCCGUCUUCUCCUCUAUUUCUGCAACAUGGUCUGCCUCUUUUUUUGUAACCGUCAACAAGGACUCUAUUUAUGUGGCCGGGCAUGGUUCUAAGGGUGAACUUGGCCUAGGGGCAGGUUUGACGGAGAUAAAAGUGCCAACAAGGCUGCCAAACUUCCCUCCAGACGGUAGGCAGAUCAUCUCCAUUGCUAGCGGGAUGGGCCACACUGUAGUUCUCCUAGACGAUGGCGCGAUAUAUGGCUGGGGGACAGCCAGAAAGGGUCAGCUGGGAGUUGACAAGGUUAGUGAGAAGGCCGUUUGGUCUCCACAAAGGAUAUCAGUGGGUGAUAAUCUGCGUGACCAAAUUCGCGGGAUCAGCUGUGGUAGAGAAUUUACCGUACUCACCACCUCUUCGGCAAUUUCUUCUUCUUGCAGUACUUCAGCAGAAUCACUAUACAUCCUGGGCCCAGAUAAAUGGGCCAUAUCAUCUGCUGCUCCUUCUAUGGUAGCUCCAUAUAACUCACUAACUGCCAGCUGGCAUGGCGUCUAUUUACAUCUCUGUGAUGGAAAGGUGCUGGCUUGGGGCCGCAAUGAUCGAGGCCAGUUGCCGUCUAAUGCAAUGCCGGCCCUCGCUUACCUUGCCGUUGGAAGUGAGCAUGUUGUCGGUGCAAUCGACCGUAAGACGUUGAUUGCAUUUGGGUGGGGGGAGCAUGGUAACUGCGGUCCAGUAACUGACGAGCAAGGUAAUGUUACCGGCCGAUGGAACGAAAUCACAAUACCUUUAGAUGGCAGCAACAUUGAGGCUGUUGGUGCUGGAUGCGCAACGAGCUGGGUUAUGCUAUCAGAAUCUAAAUCCAGCUAG
This is a messenger RNA of Microsporum canis CBS 113480, 1201 nucleotides long. RefSeq lists its product as hypothetical. NCBI's taxonomy places the organism in Eukaryota, Fungi, Ascomycota, Eurotiomycetes, Onygenales, Arthrodermataceae. The record is from RefSeq and is a predicted model, not a curated record. Bases 44 to 1201 code for a protein of 385 amino acids. The transcript has a single exon.